AAAAAAGCCACAGUGCGCAGGCGUAGUUGCUCACUACCGCACCCUGUGACGUCUGCGCAGUAAGUCAGCCCCUGCACUGUGGCGGAGGUCCCGAGUAAAGGCGCCGCGCGCUGUGCUGUCGUUACAGCUCCGCGAGCCGCCGGGUCGUCCCAGCAAGGCGCGGGUCUGUCCCGGCUUGCCGGACCUGAGAUCCGGGAGCAGCCACCAUGUCGAUCUUCACCCCCACCAACCAGAUCCGCCUCACCAAUGUGGCCGUGGUACGGAUGAAGCGCGCCGGAAAGCGCUUCGAAAUCGCCUGCUACAAAAACAAGGUCGUCGGCUGGCGGAGUGGCGUGGAAAAAGACCUCGAUGAAGUUCUCCAGACCCACUCGGUGUUUGUAAAUGUUUCUAAAGGUCAGGUUGCAAAGAAGGAAGAUCUCAUCAGUGCGUUUGGAACAGAUGACCAAACUGAAAUCUGUAAGCAGAUUUUGACUAAAGGAGAGGUUCAGGUGUCAGAUAAAGAAAGGCACACACAGCUGGAGCAGAUGUUUAGGGACAUUGCAACCAUCGUGGCAGACAAAUGUGUGAACCCAGAGACAAAGAGACCAUACACUGUCAUCCUCAUCGAGAGAGCCAUGAAGGACAUCCACUACUCGGUCAAACCCAACAAGAGCACAAAACAGCAGGCUUUGGAAGUAAUAAAGCAGUUAAAGGAGAAAAUGAAGAUAGAACGUGCCCACAUGAGGCUUCGGUUCAUCCUUCCUGUGAACGAAGGGAAAAAGCUGAAAGAAAAGCUCAAGCCGCUGAUCAAGGUUAUAGAAAGUGAAGACUACAGUCAACAGUUGGAAAUGGUGUGCCUCAUCGACCCAGGCUGCUUCAGAGAAAUUGAUGAGCUAAUCAAAAAGGAAACAAAAGGCAAAGGUUCCCUGGAAGUUCUCAGUCUGAAAGACGUGGAAGAAGGAGAUGAGAAAUUCGAAUGACCUUCAUCAGCUCUGCACCACAAAACACUAAAGCAGACAGCUUCGCUGCUGACGGCACUCUCUGAUUUCUGUGAUUUGCCAAAACCUGCUCAAACUGUUCAACCUUUCUGUCUCUGGUCUAACAUCUACAUAAGUAUACUGUGGGAAUAAUUCAGUUUUGAUUGUAAGUCAAGGCUUUAGAUGAAAGUUUAAAAAAAAAAAAA
This is a messenger RNA of Fukomys damarensis (Damara mole-rat), 1162 nucleotides long. It is a transcript of the gene Sbds, whose product is annotated as SBDS ribosome maturation factor. NCBI's taxonomy places the organism in Eukaryota, Metazoa, Chordata, Mammalia, Rodentia, Bathyergidae. Gene Ontology annotation, biological process: cytosolic ribosome assembly; ribosome biogenesis. The transcript is spliced from 5 exons. The record is from RefSeq and is a predicted model, not a curated record. Bases 207 to 959 code for a protein of 250 amino acids.